Gekko japonicus is the source of this 1863-nucleotide messenger RNA. RefSeq names its product IKAROS family zinc finger 2 (gene IKZF2). Gene Ontology annotation, biological process: regulation of transcription by RNA polymerase II. Gene Ontology annotation, molecular function: DNA-binding transcription factor activity; RNA polymerase II cis-regulatory region sequence-specific DNA binding. The record is from RefSeq and is a predicted model, not a curated record. Lineage: Eukaryota; Metazoa; Chordata; Lepidosauria; Squamata; Gekkonidae. The transcript is spliced from 8 exons. The annotation marks the transcript as partial.
GCACCGCCGGCGGAGGCGUCGCGGGUGUCGUGUGCGCCGCCGGGCAGGGACUCGGAGGAGGCCCCCAGGCAGGCACGCUGCCCCCGAGCCAGAGCCGGCCGGGCCCCGUCGAGAGGGACGCGCUCCUCAUCCCGGGACUUGGGUUUCUUCUGGGAAGGCACCGCCGGCGGUGGCGUCGCGGGUGUCGUGUGCGCCGCCGGGCAGGGACUCGGAGGAGGCCCCCAGGCAGGCACGCUGCCCCCGAGCCAGAGCCGGCCGGGCCCCGUCGAGAGGGACGCGCGCCUCCUCGGGACCCCGGGACCCUGGCAGGCGCCGGGCAGAGGGACCGGGGCCCCCGGGAAAGGUCGGGGGGGGGGGGGCCCGGGCCCCCCCCUGGGACCCUACAGCCCAUGUGACAACGAACUUUCGCCCGAAAGGGAGCACUCUAAUAUGGCAAUUGACCUCACCUCAAGCACACCCAAUGGGCAGCAUACCUCACCGAGUCACAUGACAAGCACAAAUUCCAUAAAGCUAGAAAUGCAAAGUGAUGAUGAGGAUUCCGACAGGAAGCCCCUGAAGCAGGAAGACGGGCUCAGGGGUCUCGAUGAAGGGAGCAGUCUGGAGGAGACCCUUUCUGAGAACCACGAGAUGGUGGACAGCAGGAAGCUGCAGGAACUGUCGGGCGAGGGAGGAAUCCGGCUUCCGAAUGGUGAGCGUCCCUUUCACUGUAACCAAUGUGGAGCUUCCUUCACACAAAAGGGCAACCUUCUGAGGCACAUCAAAUUACACUCUGGGGAGAAACCAUUUAAAUGCCCCUUCUGCAGCUAUGCUUGCCGGAGGAGGGAUGCCCUCACUGGACACCUCAGGACGCACUCGGUGGGUAAACCUCACAAAUGCAACUACUGCGGACGGAGUUACAAGCAGCGCAGCUCUCUGGAGGAGCACAAGGAACGGUGUCACAACUACCUUCAGAAUGUCAGUAUGGAAGCCGCAGGGCAAGUCAUGAGCCACCAUGUACCUACUGUGGAAGAUUGUAAGGAACAAGAACCUGUGAUGGACAACAAUGUUUCUCUGGUGCCUUUUGAAAGACCUGCUGUUAUAGAGAAGCUGACAAGCAACAUGGGAAAGCGUAAAAGCUCCACCCCACAGAAGUUUGUGGGUGAGAAGCUCAUGAGGUUCGGCUACCCGGAUAUCCAUUACGAGACUAGCUUACCCUACGAGAGGGAAACUGAGCUGAUGCAGACUCACAUGAUGGACCAAGCAAUCAACAACGCCAUCUCUUACCUUGGGGCGGAGGCGCUUCACCCCUUGAUGCAACACACGCCGGGCACGAUGGCUGAUGUGGCGCCCGUCAUCACUUCGGCUUACGGUCCGGUCUAUAACCCUAACAGGAUAGAAAGGCCCGUGAGCAGAGAAACAGCGGACAGCAACGAAAACAACAUGGAUGGCCCCAUCUCCCUCAUCAGACCAAAGAGUCGACCCCAGGAAAGAGAGGCCUCUCCCAGCAACAGCUGCCUGGAUUCCAGUGACUCAGAAAGCAGCCACGAAGACCGCCAGUCCUACCAAGGAACUCCUGCCUUAAAUCCCAAAAGGAAGCAAAGCCCUGCGUACAUGAAGGAGGACUCCAAGGCCGUGGACGUCACUAAAACGUCGAAGGGCUCUUUAAAGGAUAUCUACAAGGUCUUCAACGGAGAAGGGGAACAGAUACGGGCCUUCAAGUGCGAGCACUGCCGCGUCCUUUUCCUAGACCAUGUCAUGUACACCAUCCACAUGGGGUGUCACGGCUACCGGGACCCUUUAGAGUGCAACAUUUGUGGCUACCGGAGUCAGGACCGCUACGAGUUCUCGUCGCACAUUGUUCGAGGGGAGCACACAUUCCAUUAG